CGUGUAUCAUAUCUACUCUUAUACGGAUACUGGUUCAAAUUUAAAUAUUUCAUAGAAGUAAUCAUUAUUUUCACUCAGUCUCCGAAGCUGAAAUAUCGUCAAAAUGAAUUUAUUGGUGGUCUUGUGCGUUCUCUCGGUCGCUUUCGCUGGAUCGCGCGCCGCGCCCGUACACGGCUUGGUGACACCGGUGAUCCUGCCCAAGGUCCACGUGACGUCUCCUGACGUGACGGUCGUCCGGCAGCCGUACGUCAUACACCAAACCGAACCGGUGUUCCGGCAGGUGUACUACACCGACCCGUUGACGGUGCCUUACGUGUCGCACCAUGCCGUCACCUUCCAACAGCAACCGGUCUACCACCAACAUCCGGUGUACCAGACGUCUUACCUGCCCGCGGCCGUCAACUACGUCUGAUGCGAGCGGCGCGGAUCGCGGUACAAGCCGCACGACGCGACACUUUUGUUGUAUCAUUCAAGUUGUUGUUGUAUCACAUCAGCGGUGGCCGAACGGUACCAAUUUCAGUACAUAAUCCUGUGUAAUAUGCAUUUUAUACUUGUGUUCUUACACCGAUAGUGUUACAAUGCCGAUUCGCAUUGGUCACAUUUAUCUUUGAUUCGUCUUCCGAAAGUGAAAAAAAAAACCCGUUCGGCCAUCGCCGAGAUACGCACGCAAUAUUUAUAUAUACAUAUUAUGUAUUAGAUUGUAUACUGUUCAAACAAAAUAAUCCAUCGUUUUUUUUUUUC
Messenger RNA from Sipha flava (yellow sugarcane aphid), 741 nucleotides. RefSeq lists its product as uncharacterized. Lineage: Eukaryota; Metazoa; Arthropoda; Insecta; Hemiptera; Aphididae. The record is from RefSeq and is a predicted model, not a curated record. The transcript has 2 exons. The coding region runs from base 104 to 412 and encodes 102 amino acids.